CAUCUUCACGCUCGCACAAGUGUGGCUGACAAGCAACAAGCCACACGUUUUUUUUUUCCUCCAGGUGAGUUGAAUGCAGUUGGGACAAUCGCUCUCCGCCUGUUCGAUCCCAGAAGAUGUCUUCACUCCUCAAGGUGGACAAUGCGAUUAAAACCCAGGUUGAUGCUUUCAGGGAACGUAUCACUGCUGAAGCGGAGGAUCUAGUUGCACGUUUUUUCCCAAAGAAGUUGCUGGAACUCGAUCACUUCCUGAAGGAUCCAAUCAUAAACAUCACCGAUUUGAAGGAGAUACACUCGGAGAUAAACCUAACGGUGCCGGACCCCAUCUUGCUCUCAAACCUGAAUGACGGACUUGACGCGCAAAAUGCCAAAAAGAGAAAGCUGGAGGAUGGCGGUGCGGAUGAUAAGGUGACCGGCACCAAGGUCUUCGUCAUGCCCGGUGGGAUGAUGAAGAGCAACGGAAACCUUGUCGAUCUUAUUGAGAAGGUCAAGCCAGAGAUCAGGACGCUCAUAGAGAAAUGUAACACAGUCAAAAUGUGGGUUCAGCUGCUCAUCCCAAGGAUAGAGGACGGCAACAACUUCGGCGUGUCAAUCCAGGAGGAGACGGUAGCUGAACUCCGAACGGUUGAAGGGGAGGCGGCGUCGUACCUCGACCAGAUAUCAAGAUACUACAUCACAAGGGCCAAGCUGGUUUCUAAAAUAGCGAAAUAUCCACAUGUGGAGGACUAUCGGCGCACAGUAACCGAGAUUGAUGAGAAGGAAUACAUCAGCCUGAAGAUCAUAGUUUCGGAGCUCAGAAAUCAAUACGUAACGUUACACGACAUGAUCCUGAAGAACAUUGAGAAGAUCAAGAGGCCUCGAAGCAGUAACGCCGAAGCGCUGUACUGAUGUUUCUCCAGGCCCCAUCCCCCCCCUCGUCCCUGGCCUCCGUCUCCCUGCCUCGCCUGUUGAGCUACAGCAGCCUAGACAUUCACCCACUUCAGUACAAAUCAAAAUCAACACAGCUCUUUACAAAAAACGUAGCUUCCAUAGAUUGGACACAACAUGUGGUUUUUUUUUUUUUCUGGUUUUUUUAAUGUAAAAUAUUUUUCUUGUUUUAAACCCUUUUGAAGACAAAAAAAAAUUCUCUCAGAAAAAAGGGGGGAGAGAGGUUAUAAACAACAAAAAGCGCUAUGUAUUUUUUAAUUUUAAUUAAACAUUUUGUCCUCGGAACUUUGUGACAUUGUUUCAUUUGUCGCUCUAAAGAAGGAAAUUCUAAGCAGCUGUUUGUUUCGUGCCCUCUGCUUCAGUGGAUGUCGGUUACUGUUUUUUUCUUUUUGUUUAUUAGACGUAUACAUCUCCUGCAGGAUGGUUGUUUAUAGGAGAUGAAACGCGGAAGAAAUUGUUCUUUCUCAACAUUGUCCGAACAUUACACGGUGUUGUCGUAACAGAUAUGAUCGUUGAGAAGGUUUUUAGGUCCACGGACUUAUUGGAUUUCAGUGAAAGUUCAUAAGUCACCAAAGCAUCUCUUCUGUUGAGUCAUUGAUUCUAUUGAAUAAAACAUUUUUUUUGAUAACAA
Molecule: messenger RNA, 1557 nt
Organism: Scophthalmus maximus (turbot)
Lineage: Eukaryota; Metazoa; Chordata; Actinopteri; Pleuronectiformes; Scophthalmidae
Gene: psme3
Product: proteasome activator subunit 3
Exons: 10
Coding region: 117-887 (256 amino acids)
Biological process (GO): regulation of proteasomal protein catabolic process; regulation of G1/S transition of mitotic cell cycle; positive regulation of endopeptidase activity
Cellular component (GO): proteasome activator complex; cytoplasm; nucleoplasm
Molecular function (GO): endopeptidase activator activity
Source: RefSeq, a predicted model, not a curated record